This is a messenger RNA of Oreochromis niloticus (Nile tilapia), 448 nucleotides long. RefSeq names its product ribonuclease inhibitor-like. The record is from RefSeq and is a predicted model, not a curated record. The transcript is spliced from 4 exons. The coding region runs from base 51 to 404 and encodes 117 amino acids. Lineage: Eukaryota; Metazoa; Chordata; Actinopteri; Cichliformes; Cichlidae. Gene Ontology annotation, molecular function: protein binding.
UGUGUGGUUUUCUGGAGAAUCCACAAUGUCGAUUUGAAACUCUGAGACUGAUGGACUCUUGUUUGUCAACGAUCAGCUGUGAUUAUCUGGCAGCAGCUCUGAAGUCCAACCCCUCCCAUCUGAGAGAGCUGGACCUGAGUCACAACAACAAGCUGCAGGAUUCAGGAGUGAAGCAGCUGUGUGGUUUUCUGGAGAGUCCAGGAUGUGGACUUGAAACUCUGAGACUGAUGGACUCUUGUUUGUCGAAGAUCAGCUGUGAUUAUCUGGCAGAAGCGCUGAAGUCCAACACCUCCCAUCUGAGAGAGCUGGACCUGAGUAGAAACAACAAGUUGCAGGAUUCAGGAGUAAAGCAUCUGUGUGGUGUUCUGGAGGGUCCAGGAUGUCGACUUGAAACUCUGAGGUGAAAGGUCACGGCACACAGCAAUCUGUGAAACAGAAACGGUUUGGA